AUGUCGGCUCAGCUGGAGAAGAAGGUUCUUACCCCUGGCGACGGCGUCACAAAGCCCCAGGCGGGGAAGAAGGUCACAGUUCAUUACGAUGGCCGUUUUCCCGACGGCAAGCAGUUUGACUCUUCGCGCAGCCGUGGGAAACCCUUUCAAUUUACUCUUGGGGCCGGGGAGGUUAUCAAGGGAUGGGAUCAAGGUGUUGCUACCAUGACUCUGGGGGAGAAGGCUCUUUUUACAAUUCCCUACCAGCUUGCAUAUGGGGAGCGCGGCUAUCCCCCCGUGAUUCCACCUAAGGCCACGCUGGUCUUUGAGGUAGAGCUUCUCGCUGUCUAG
This is a messenger RNA of Giardia duodenalis, 330 nucleotides long. RefSeq names its product FKBP-type peptidyl-prolyl cis-trans isomerase. The transcript has a single exon. Gene Ontology annotation, molecular function: peptidyl-prolyl cis-trans isomerase activity. The coding region runs from base 1 to 330 and encodes 109 amino acids. Lineage: Eukaryota; Fornicata; Diplomonadida; Hexamitidae. The record is from RefSeq and is a predicted model, not a curated record.